Molecule: messenger RNA, 292 nt
Organism: Closterium sp. Naga37s-1
Lineage: Eukaryota; Viridiplantae; Streptophyta; Zygnematophyceae; Desmidiales; Closteriaceae
Source: the annotation of a GenBank genome assembly
AUGCGCAUGGACAUUCAGGGAGGUGAUGGCGUGUGUGGAAUCAACGUGCUGCCUGGCAUCUACCCCAUUGUCAAGAUGGACGUGUGUGGGUCUGACUUGAAGAACCCCUGCUAUGUGGGCACAUGCAUCAACAACGGCAAGGGCUCCUACUCCUGCAUCUGCCCUCCCAACUACGUUGAAAGCAUGACCAUUGACAACUUCCCCACCUGCGACCCAGGUGCUGCUGCUUUGGCCUUCCAACACCACGGCCAGCACUCUGGCAGUGAGUGGCAGCAACUGGUGGUGCUCCGAU